UGUGCCGUCUGCAGUUGUUUCGGGAGAUGAUGAAGAGAGCUGUGAGCCUGGUUUUCCCCCUGGGCUUUCGCCGGCCUGCAUUCCCUGCAGCCCCGAGUCGCUCACACAGUUGUGCACAGGACGUGCUCCGCAGGACUCCUCUCUAUGACUUCCAUCUAUCCCAUGGUGGGAGAAUGGUGGCAUUUGCAGGCUGGAGUCUCCCUGUGCAGUACAAGGACAGCCACGUGGAUUCGCACCUGCACACACGCCGGCACUGCUCGCUCUUUGAUGUGUCCCACAUGCUGCAGACCAAGAUACUUGGCUGUGACCGAGUGAAGCUGAUGGAGAGUCUAGUGGUUGGAGACAUCGCAGAGCUAAGGCCAAACCAGGGAACACUGUCGCUGUUUACCAAUGAAGCUGGAGGCAUCUUGGAUGACUUGAUUGUGACCAAUACUUCUGAGGGAUACCUGUAUGUGGUGUCCAAUGCUGGCUGCUGGGACAAGGACUUGGCCCUCAUGCAGGACAAGGUCAGGGAGCUUCAGAACAAGGGGAGUGAUGUGGGCCUAGAGGUGGUGAAUAAUGCUUUGCUAGCCCUGCAAGGCCCCACUGCAGCCCAGGUGCUACAGACUGGUGUGGUAGAGGACCUGAGGAAACUACCCUUCAUGACCAGUGCUGUGAUGGAAGUGUUUGGCGUAUCUGGCUGUCGAGUAACCCGCUGUGGCUAUACAGGAGAGGAUGGUAUGGAGAUUUCAGUGCCGGUAGCUGGGGCAGUCCAUGUAGCAAUGGCUCUGCUGCAAAACCCAGAAGUGAAACUGGCAGGGCUGGCAGCCCGGGACAGUCUCCGUCUAGAAGCCGGCCUCUGUUUAUAUGGAAACGACAUUGAUGAACAUACCACACCUGUGGAGGGCAGCCUCAGUUGGACAUUGGGGAAGCGCCGCCGAGCUACUAUGGACUUCCCAGGAGCCACAGUCAUUGUUCCUCAGCUGAAGGGCAAGGUGGAACGGAAGCGUGUGGGGUUGAUAUGUGAGGGGGCCCCAAUGCGGGCUCACAGUCCCAUCCUAUGCACAGAAGGCACUGUGAUUGGUGCUGUGACCAGCGGCUGUCCAUCACCCUCCCUGAAAAAGAAUGUGGCGAUGGGUUAUGUACCCUCCAAGUACAGUCGACCAGGGACACAGCUGCUGGUGGAGGUGCGGCGGAAGCAGCAGAUGGCUGUCGUCAGCAAAAUGCCCUUUGUGCCCACCAACUACUACACUCUCAAAUGAAGACGGACAGAGCAGAGUUCCCCCUGCCUCUCCAAGGAGUCUUGCCUUCCGGCAUAUUCUAUAGAGCUUAGUCAAUACAAUGCAGAAUUAUCUGAGGGGCAAGCAGCCCAGGAUAGCUUGGCCUUCCCCCAACAGAGGUCCCUCUAACUUUAGGACCAUGUUUCUGAUUUACAGACUAGGUCACUCACUCACUGCCCCAUUUUUGUCCAAUUUCCCUGACCAUUCUCUGCCAGGUGCUGGUAUAGAUCAAAUGCUCACCUUUGUGAGUGGGGAACAUCUGACCAACCUACCUCAUUGUGGUUUUUCACCUUUCAAAGGUGCGCAGUGUAGCCUUAGUCAUCUCUUCUACUCUGUUUUCCAUGAAUGCAAACUUUGGCCUCUUCCCAGGGACUGGGAAAUGAUUCCUGACUCACCACAGUAUUGACUCAAGUUGUUCCUGUAUGUCAACAGGGAUGGCUGAGAAAAUGUAGUCUCACUCUUCUCCUUUCCCCUGCUGGCCUAGCCUGCUGCCCAGCAGCAAAUCAUGACAUGCUCACCACACAGGCUGACUUUUGCCCCUGGGGGACUGGACAUUACUGUCGUCUGAAAAAAAUUAAACAAGGUUCCUUUCUUCUUACUUUG
Molecule: messenger RNA, 1862 nt
Organism: Octodon degus (degu)
Lineage: Eukaryota; Metazoa; Chordata; Mammalia; Rodentia; Octodontidae
Gene: Amt
Product: aminomethyltransferase
Exons: 9
Coding region: 27-1241 (404 amino acids)
Biological process (GO): glycine catabolic process
Cellular component (GO): mitochondrion
Molecular function (GO): aminomethyltransferase activity; protein binding
Source: RefSeq, a predicted model, not a curated record